Fusarium poae is the source of this 1176-nucleotide messenger RNA. RefSeq lists its product as uncharacterized. The record is from RefSeq and is a predicted model, not a curated record. Lineage: Eukaryota; Fungi; Ascomycota; Sordariomycetes; Hypocreales; Nectriaceae. The coding region runs from base 1 to 1176 and encodes 391 amino acids. The transcript has 7 exons.
AUGGUCAAGAUCGCAAUUGCUGGAGGCGCUGGAAACGUAGGUCGAGAAGACGCCCCGGAAACACCCAUUGCGCCAGGAGUCAAAUGGAUCAAAGCGGACUAUCAGAAUGUCGACGAACUAGCUAAGCUCUUGGAGGGUGUCCACACUGUCCUUUCCUUCAUGUCCUUCUCGCCGGGUGAGACUGGAGCUGGAGCCCAGAAGCCUUUAAUUGAUGCUGCAGUACGCGCUGGCGUGAAGCGUUUCGCACCUAGUGAAUGGGCAACCUCCAAACUUGAUCAUCAGCCCUGGUAUAACUUCAAGAAAGAGACUCGAGAGUAUCUAGCCGAGAUCAACAAGGACAAGAAGGUUAUCGAGUAUACGCUCUUUCAGUACGGACUGUUUGCCAAUUACAUGACGUACCCAUACAUGUCAUCCAAGCAUAUCACCAUGUUUGAAAUACCCGUCAAUUUCAAUGAGUGCCGUGCUCUCCUCGUUGAUGACGGUGAAUCUGUUGUCUCCAUUAUCACAGCACAAGACGCGGCUAAAGUCACAGCUCUGGCUGUGGAGUAUGAGGGAGAAUGGCCUGUCGUCAGUGGUAUCAGAGGUUCAAAUAUCACACUGAAUGACUUGGUGACAUUAGGAGAGAAGAUCAGAGGCAAGCCAUUUACUGUCGUAAAGCUUCAGAGUAAAGACCUUCUCGCUGGCGAAGUCAAAGCCCCAUGGCUCCCCUUGCCUGAGCAUCCAUCAAUCCCUGUUGCUGUCCGCCAAGAGUUCGCGGCCAACAUAGUGAAGGGUAUAUUGCUUGGUUUCCAAGAUGGCUCGUUCCAGAUUUCUGAUGAGUGGAAUAAGCUGUUGCCUGACUUCAAGUUUACUCAACCUGAAGAGUUUCUUACCAAAGCUUGGGCUGGGAUUGACGCGGGCGAGAAGAGUGUAAAGAAGAAGCAACCAAUGGUCUACGACUACUAUCCUCAACCCGCAAUGGGUUACGCAAACAAAUACGACAAAUACGGAGGGUACUCAAAGGAAUAUAAAAAGUCAAAGAAGUACAAAAAGCAACGCAAAUACGACCACAUGGGAUCCGCUAUUGGUGAAUCUGCAGGUUUCUUCGCUGAUUCAUGGGGCGGCAGUGGUGGUGACGGCGGCGGCGGAGGAGGCGGUGGUUGUGAUGGAGGAGGAGGAGGCGGUGGAGCUUGCUGA